CUGCAACAUCUGCAGCUAAGGUGCGCCGCAGCGCGCCCAUUGAAGGGUACAUGUUUCGCUGAUACAUGGCCGCAAUGGGUGGGAGAGGCGGUGAUGGCGUCGUCAACUUUUCGAGAUCGCGGAGGUCUUGGCACGACAGGGAUCUUCUGACGCACCACGUGCCCUCACUUUCACCAUCUCAUCUCCCUUGAGCUCACUUCACCCGGCCACGUUGCCGAUAAGCAAAUCACAGCCCACCAGGGUCCUCGCUUCCAUUCCGCGACCUUUCUAUCCGAACUUUUCACCCACAAAGCUUCCGUCGCGACACCCUCAUCGUCACCACAACAGGGCGCAAUAUCGACAAACUCCAGUCAUUCCCUCCUGCUUUUGUUCCAUUGUGAACCCACACUCCUUUCCAAUCGCUCAAGCCGCCAAAAGUCCCCAAACUCGUCAAUAUGCUCAGGCGCGCCCCCACCACCAUUCAGCUGACCCAGGCCGAUAUCGAACAGUACGAGGCCAACCGACAGCGCAAGCUGUGGGAGCAACAACAAGCAAGCUCGUCGCAGUCCACCCAGAGCUCUGAGAAGCCCCAACAAAUUCCUCAAAAGAGCAAAAAGGACCGCAUCUUAGGUGGGCGCUGAUCCCGACUCACGCGACGGGCGACGCGUUUUCUUGAACAAGUUUGCGCUUCCCAUCACAUCGAGCGCAGCUCGAACAGAUUUACGCGUCUUUUUUUUUUUUUGCGCAGGCGCAUUUUUGAGCCUGCUCCACCUUAGUACAUUAUCGUUGGCUCAGCGACAUCUGGAUGGCUGUUCUUGUUGUGUCUCGAAAGCGCGCGACCUUUCACGAACUUUGACGGCUUUGCACUUUUGCACUUUUGGAUACGGAAUUUCUUGGGGAAUUUGGCGCCCACUUGCAGCCUACCUCAUAAAGCUUGUUACCUGGUUUUAUACGAAUUCACGACGAAUUGAACGGCCAUGCUUUUGCAAGAAUGCCACCCCUCCGCGGCUCUCGGCUCUCUUGUACAGA
This is a messenger RNA of Macroventuria anomochaeta, 1008 nucleotides long. RefSeq lists its product as uncharacterized. The transcript is spliced from 2 exons. Lineage: Eukaryota; Fungi; Ascomycota; Dothideomycetes; Pleosporales; Didymellaceae. The record is from RefSeq and is a predicted model, not a curated record. Gene Ontology annotation, biological process: anaphase-promoting complex-dependent catabolic process. Gene Ontology annotation, cellular component: anaphase-promoting complex. The coding region runs from base 435 to 620 and encodes 61 amino acids.